Molecule: messenger RNA, 1602 nt
Organism: Pichia kudriavzevii
Lineage: Eukaryota; Fungi; Ascomycota; Pichiomycetes; Pichiales; Pichiaceae
Exons: 1
Coding region: 1-1602 (533 amino acids)
Biological process (GO): DNA repair; DNA recombinase assembly; mitotic recombination
Molecular function (GO): single-stranded DNA binding; ATP-dependent DNA damage sensor activity; double-stranded DNA binding
Source: RefSeq, a predicted model, not a curated record
AUGGACUUGCCCCGUCAAUGUUCGGAAGACUCAUUUUUACUGAAAGAUGACCAAAGUGAACAAUUUUUAUUAUCAUUGACCAAUAAUAGGGUUUUGGCGUCAGAACUUCUUUUAUAUUCUCCUGGGGUCAUCUCAGACAAGCUAAAUAAAACUGAAAAUGAAAUAAAUGAGUUCGUUUGGAAAUAUAAAAACGAAACAUUAGCUAGGAUAAAACGUUCUUUAAGACACCCUUUUGAUCCAGAAAGUAGUGAAAUACGGCCAGACCAUUUCACCAUUGGAGAUGAAUCUAUUGAUAAAAAACUCAAUGGUGGAAUACCAGUAGGGUAUUUGAUCGAAGUCUCGGGCAAAUCAUCUUGUGGGAAAACAAACCUUCUAUUGACAUUGUCAAUUACUAUCCAGUUACCUAAGGAGUUUGGUGGAUUGGGCCCUUCCGUAUUUUCUUCUGAUCAUGCAAGUACCCAACUUGAUAAUGUAAAAACAUUAUAUGUUCCAACCGAGUCACCAUUACCCAGUCAAAGAUUAAAGCAAAUAGUUGAUAAUUACGCCGAGCUACUACAAACAAAUGGCAUUUCCAAAGAAAGAGCUGAUUUAUUUCCUAAAUUAGACAAUGUUUUGACAACAUCUAGUGUAAUGUCAACCCUAGACGAGCAAGACCAUAUUUUGCAAUACCAAAUUCCCGCCAUGUUAUCUAGAGACCCUUCUAUCAAAUUACUAAUUAUAGACUCUAUGACGCAUCAUCUCAGAGUGCAGUUGCCUUGGAAAGAGCAAUCAAGGUAUGUGAGAAAAACAUGCAGAUAUUUGAAAACAUUGGCACGAAAGUAUAGCAUAACUAUAAUAAUUUCCAACCAAGUUACAGAUAAACCAGUGAAAGGUCUUUUAACUGGUGAAAAUGAUAUUUUAUGGAAGUUGAAUACAGAGUAUCAACAGGCUUGGAUGUCAGGUUGGGAUAAUAUUGGGAUUAUCUAUCGACAACUAAUGAAAAGGGAGGGAAUUAUCGAUGAGGCUGGGGAGAGCUUCGAAAGACUUGAUUAUCUAGAUGAAAUCAGUAGUGCUGAUAAGUUCAGCCAAAUAACAAAUGAUUCCAUGACUGAUUCUACUGGCUCUACCCAGCAAACUCAGAAACAAAGCUUGAAAAGUGUACUUAGACUCGAAAGGAAGCAGCUAUUUGACAGCAGCUAUAAAGUUAAAGUCAGCGGAAUUGGAACCAGACCUGCGUUGGGGUUAACACUACUUGAAAACAUAGAUAUGAGGAUUGUUUUAAGCAAAGAAUAUGCUCCUAUCUUGAACGAGAAUCUGAUUGAUGAGUUUAGUGUCGAAUUAGGUAUCGACUCUUUUAAUGAUUCUUGCGGAACGAGUCAUGAAAAUAACAGUAUUUCAAAUACAAACUACUUAGAGACUACUACACAAAACAAGCAAAACGAAAACUUGAUUGAUAAAAAACAACUGGUAGAGUCUUUGGCAAAUAAUACCUACUUAAAGAACUAUAAUUUUGAAACAUUUAGGACAAUACGUUGUGUGUUUGGUCCACUGAUACCCCCAGGUGAAACAAAAUCAAUAGAAUUUGAAAUUUGGAAGGGAGGCUUGAGGAAAUAUGUUCGAUGA